CCCUGCGGGCGGCCGGGAGGGGCGGGGGCAGCGGCCGCCGCCGUUUGAUGGAUCCGAGGAUCGCCUGGUUUCAGCCAGAGCAGCUCGGACCGUCUAACAGUCUGUGGAUGCAGAUCUGGGAGACGACCCAGGGGCUGAGGAACCUCUACUUUAACCACCACUGUCACAGCAGCGGCGCGAGCGGCGGGAGCGGCAGCGGCCCCGGCAGCCCCGGCGGCACGGCCCCGGCUCCUGCCGGCAUGUUCCGCUCGGGGGAGCGCCCACUGGGCGGCCUCGCCGUGCCUGCGGAGCAGCGGGACUUCCUGCCCCUGGAGACGACCAACAACAACAACAACCACCAGCCGGCGGCCUGGGCACGGCGGGCAGCGGCGGGCCCCUCGGCGUCGCCGGUCCCAUCGGCGCCCUCGUCCCCGCGUCCUGCAGCCUCACUCCCUGCCUCCGAGUCCGCCGACCCGGCCUCGGGCAGCAGCAACAAGAGGAAGCGUGACAACAAGGCCAGCACCUACGGACUCAACUACAGCCUGCUGCAGCCCAGCGGAGGGCGCGCGGCCGGGGGCGGCCGGGUGGACGGCGGCGGGGGCGUGUACAGCGGGACCCCUUGGAAGCGGAGGAACUACAACCAGGGAGUCGUGGGUCUGCAUGAAGAAAUCAGUGAUUUUUAUGAGUACAUGUCUCCCAGACCCGAGGAGGAGAAGAUGCGGAUGGAAGUGGUGAGCAGGAUCGAGAGUGUGAUUAAGGAGCUCUGGCCCAGUGCUGACGUCCAGAUAUUUGGAAGUUUUAAAACUGGCCUGUAUUUACCCACUAGUGACAUCGACCUUGUGGUGUUUGGGAAGUGGGAGAACCUGCCUCUCUGGACCCUGGAAGAAGCCCUUCGGAAACACAAGGUCGCUGAUGAGGACUCCGUGAAGGUCCUAGACAAGGCGACAGUUCCUAUUAUUAAAUUAACAGAUUCUUUUACUGAAGUGAAAGUUGAUAUCAGCUUUAAUGUCCAGAAUGGUGUGAGAGCAGCGGACCUCAUUAAAGAUUUUACUAAGAAAUAUCCUGUAUUGCCAUACUUGGUUUUAGUAUUGAAACAAUUCUUAUUACAGAGGGACCUUAAUGAAGUAUUUACAGGUGGAAUUGGUUCUUAUAGUCUCUUUUUAAUGGCAGUCAGUUUCCUUCAGUUACAUCCCAGGGAAGAUGCUUGCAUCCCCAAUACAAACUAUGGUGUUCUCUUAAUAGAGUUUUUUGAAUUAUAUGGACGGCACUUCAAUUACUUAAAGACUGGCAUCCGGAUAAAGGAUGGUGGUUCUUAUGUGGCCAAAGAUGAAGUACAGAAAAAUAUGCUUGAUGGCUACCGGCCAUCAAUGCUAUAUAUUGAAGAUCCUUUACAACCAGGUAAUGAUGUUGGAAGGAGUUCCUAUGGGGCCAUGCAGGUGAAACAGGCCUUUGAUUAUGCCUAUGUGGUGUUGAGUCAUGCUGUGUCGCCCAUUGCAAAGUACUAUCCCAACAAUGAAACAGAGAGCAUAUUAGGCAGAAUAAUUAGAGUGACGGAUGAAGUCGCCACGUAUAGAGAUUGGAUAUCAAAACAGUGGGGCUUGCAGAAUAGACCUGAGCCAGCAUGCAAUGGAAAUGGUGUUACCUUGAUAGUAGAUACUCAGCAGUUAGAUAAGUGUAAUAAUAAUCUGUCUGAAGAAAAUGAAGCCCUUGGAAAAUGUAGAAGUAAAGCCUCGGGAUCUCUUAGUAAACACUCUUCAAACUCUUCAUCAGGUCCAGGGUCCUCCUCCUCCGCCACGCAGUCCAGCUCUAGUGACGUGGAUUCUGAUGCAACACCAUGCAAAACCCCCAAACAACUGCUCUGCCGUCCACCCACUGGCAACCGAGUGGGCUCACAGGAUGUCUCUUUGGAGACCUCACAGGCAGUUGGGAAAAUGCAGAGCAGCCAAGCCACUAACACAGCCAAUAGCAACAACAAAUCACAGCAUGGAUCGGCAAGGCUCUUCCGUUCUUCCAGCAAAGGCUUCCAAGGUACAGCUCAAACAAGCCAUGGUUCCUUGAUGACAAGCAAACAGCAUCAAGGCAAAUCCAAUACUCAGUAUUACCAUGGCAAAAAGAGGAAACACAAGAGGGACGCGCCCCUCUCAGACCUUUGUAGAUAGUCGGCGCUGUGCGACGGACUGUCUUCUGUGUGCAAUGAUCUCAUGCUCAGGACAGUUGCACAGGGACUCCUGGGACGGCAGGAGCCUCACACUGUUCAGACAUUGAUUUAGCAACUGCGUUUUUUCCCAGCUCGCCACGGAAUGGAUCAUGAAGACUGACAACUGCAAAAACAGAAAGCAAGCAAAAAAGGGGGAAAAUGGCUGCUUAUUUGAUAAGUCAUGUGCUACAACAGGGUCACUUUAAGAUUUAAAGCUUGAAUGUAAAAUAAUUAUAUUUCUUAUUGGCUUUAUGCAGAGCUAUAGGGGAUAGUGCUCAGUGUGGGUAGCUGAUAGAGACAGAGAGCAGUUUCAAGGAGAUGGGUGGGAAGGCCAGCAAGAGCAUCUCAUAGGAAGUCAGAUUCCAAGAGGGAAAAUGAUUUGUGCAUGGUUUUUUUUAAAACUAAUUUUGCAUAUAUUUGCCAUUUUAUUGUGUGUAUAUAUAGAAGACCAUAUAGGAAAUUGAUAUUUGUAAUAGUGGAUUUGUUAAUACUUUUUACAUAACAUUACUGUUUGAAUUGUAAACAGAUUUUUUUCUCAGGAUUAGUUUGAAGAAUAAUCUGAGUUGUCAUCCUAACACUCACGCAGGGAAGUGAUUAGCUCUGUUGCUCUAUUUGUUUUCCUCGGCAUUGAAAUGACUUCAUAGAACCCUUGUGACCUGCUGCGAAAUUCUUUCCUCUCUAAAGAAAAGGUUUUAUGGUAGCAAAUGAUGUUUUUAUUUUGUAAAAAAGAAAAAGAUGUGCUAUGUAGUUUGUGUAUACACUGACCAACCUCUAGUCACCUCUGAGAAUGAACUCAGCUGCCCUCAGCACUGCUGUCCUCUGGGCUCUGGGCAGCAGCAGGACUGUGUGUGUUUCCUUCGCAGUCUCUUCUCCCCUCCUCCCUUCUUCCUCAUAGGAAACAAAAGGCCACCCUGGGCCUGGGCUCUUCCUGUCACAGUGCGACCUCUAGCUCCACAGACCUCGCAUGCUGGCUCCUCUGACCUGUGUGCUAUGUGCUUGUGGUGUUGUCUCUCAUUCUUUUUAAGUUCAUGCUUACUACUGUGGGAGAGAGUAACUGUAAACAGCUUUAAUUAAAUCAUACUUAUAAAAAACUAUUUUCUUAUACUCCACUUUAUGCUUUUGGUAUUGUCGAUCUUUAAAAAUUAAAUGGUCUUUGAUAAUGGAUCGAUUUUGUAUUGCCUUAUUAAGACCAAAUACUUCUUGUCAUCCCAUUCUUUAUCCUCUCCUUUAAUGGAAUUGCUGUCUUUAAUUAAAACUUUGUAAACACUGGUUUGUUUUACUCAUCCUGUAACUUUUGGCUGUGGUCAGCUAUGAGUGCAAACGUGUAAUCCUGUUACUCAUCACCUGCUGAGUCCGAGACUCAGGUGGGAUAUUUAACAUGAUGGAUUGUACUCGCUCGUCGU
Acomys russatus (golden spiny mouse) is the source of this 3579-nucleotide messenger RNA. RefSeq names its product terminal nucleotidyltransferase 4B (gene Tent4b). Gene Ontology annotation, cellular component: TRAMP complex; nucleolus. The record is from RefSeq and is a predicted model, not a curated record. Gene Ontology annotation, molecular function: mRNA binding; poly(A) RNA polymerase activity. Gene Ontology annotation, biological process: RNA 3'-end processing. The coding region runs from base 48 to 2138 and encodes 696 amino acids. NCBI's taxonomy places the organism in Eukaryota, Metazoa, Chordata, Mammalia, Rodentia, Muridae. The transcript is spliced from 12 exons.